GUUCGUUGAUUUGGGUUGAGUUACUGAACAUAUCGACCCUGUUCUACGGUCCACCAUCGUCUGGCUGUCGCACCAUACAAUCACCGUAUCUACGAUGGCACCCUACUCAGGAUCUCUCCAGAUUAAAAAGAAAUCCGAACUACAAGACAUCGCUGUUGCACUUCGCAUCAGUGACAAGGGAACGCGAGAGGAGCUCCAGUUGCGAAUCAGAAAAUACCUGGAUGACAACCAGCAGCUCGAGGAUGACCCGGCAUUUUCUGGGCUUUUUGGUAAGCGGAAGAGGAGUAUCCAGCCACAACCUGCAACAGCGGUGCCUCGUUCCGUUCCGUCAUCGACUUCCGAGGAAGUACUCGUCAAAUCGUCAGAGAGUCCCAAGCACACGCGGUCUACUCGUCGGUUUAACGCCCUUGACAUCGUCCGCGAGAGUACCCCUGUCCCGGAAGCCCGCGAGGUGUCGAUGAUGUUGAAGAAGGCACCCGUUUCUCCGGAAGCUGGCGCGUUGCAGAUUGAGACAACGCAGACGCCUGCGACGAGAAAUGUCGACGAAGCCCCUCUGUCCGCUGCUCCGAAGAGUGUCUUGCGGGCUAUCCCCACGCCAUCUGUGGAGCAGGCUGUUGGCUCUUUGAAGAGGGUUCGGACCGAUGCGAACCAAGCUGCCAAGCAGCUUUUGUUCUCGUCUAGAACGGUGCUCUCCAGUUCGACGAAUAUAUGGUGGAUAUCUAUGGUCCUCGAGUUACUGUAUAUUUUGUACGUCGUCAUUCCAUGGAAGACGGUCGAGUUCCUGCCGCUGCAAAUCAUUGGGGUCAACAACUUCCAUAUUUUUAUCUCCUACGCUCCCCUCGCCACCUUUGGUUCCCCUACGUUUUGGACGAUUCUCAUCCACUGGGCCAUCCCUACUGUCGUCAUUCCAGCUCUUGCUGGCUCUCUAGUCUCCUUCCAACCCGGCAACUCGCCGUCUGCACGUGCUCCCCACACCCUGUAUUUCGAUCCCCUCACGGCAUCGGUUAUACGCGUGGCGGUACACUACGCUUAUCCUUACGAUACAUUCAAGUCCCGGGUGGAGUGUGUCGACAUCCUCGGGGCCCAGUGGCGUCUCCUGCAUGCUUCAGUUAUUGCCGCGCUCGCAUUCGCUGAGGCUGUUGCUGUUGCUCCUCGUGCAUAUGCAGAAAGCAAGCUCCGCCGAACAGGAGCGCCAAAACGACUGACUAUGGGCGAGGCCUCUCAACCUUAGGUACUACUUCAUCCUCUCCCCAUGUAGUCUAUGUCAUGUCAUGUAUCUUAUCUUUUUUUCAUUCGUUCUUCUGUUACAUGUCAGUGAUUUCGUGUUAUUGUUGGUUGCUGUCGUGUUUAUUUUUCUGUAUUUCGUGUCUUUGCGUAUUGUUUGACAUUCGUAUGAUCGAGGAUGAUUAGUACCGGGGAAACCUCUUACUUCGUUGUGAUCGUUGGAUACUUCACGACUUAUUUAUAUUCCGAGUCUGGCACCGCUAUGUUACUGAAAUGACCU
Molecule: messenger RNA, 1504 nt
Organism: Pisolithus orientalis
Lineage: Eukaryota; Fungi; Basidiomycota; Agaricomycetes; Boletales; Pisolithaceae
Exons: 4
Coding region: 95-1231 (378 amino acids)
Cellular component (GO): membrane
Source: RefSeq, a predicted model, not a curated record